AUGUCGUCUUCAAAGUUUCAAGUGAUAGAACACUCUAUCCCCUCUGGCCAUCAAACAAUACGCCCCCCCCUGAACAAUACUAUUCCAAGCCCCAAUGAUGUCACUGUCAUUGCUGGACAUGCCAAUGGAAUUCCAAAGCAAUGUUACGAACCAAUCUGGGAGGAGCUCCUUUCGUUGACAACUGUCAGAAUCAAAGCUAUCUGGAUCGCCGACUCUUCGAAUCAAGGCGCCAGUGGUGUGAUGAAUGAAGAUGAGCUUGGUGAUGACCCAAACUGGUUUGACCACUGA
This is a messenger RNA of Penicillium malachiteum, 288 nucleotides long. Its product is annotated as toxin biosynthesis protein. The transcript has 4 exons. The record is from RefSeq and is a predicted model, not a curated record. The coding region runs from base 1 to 288 and encodes 95 amino acids. NCBI's taxonomy places the organism in Eukaryota, Fungi, Ascomycota, Eurotiomycetes, Eurotiales, Aspergillaceae.